Miniopterus natalensis is the source of this 1919-nucleotide messenger RNA. It is a transcript of the gene DNAJC22, whose product is annotated as DnaJ heat shock protein family (Hsp40) member C22. NCBI's taxonomy places the organism in Eukaryota, Metazoa, Chordata, Mammalia, Chiroptera, Miniopteridae. The record is from RefSeq and is a predicted model, not a curated record. Gene Ontology annotation, cellular component: membrane.
UCCUAAAUUUGAAGUCGCUAUGGUUGUAAAAAACAGACAUGAGGCGCUAAAGCAAAGGGUUUGGAAGAACCAGCAUUUCAGGGACACUCUGGAAGAUCUGGACUCUUAUUGGAAGAAGUGGUUACUGUGUUGGGACCUGGGUAUAGUCUUACGGCUGCUUUUUUUCCAUCUCCUAGGGUCUAAGGCUAACUCUGUGGCCAUGAUUCUCACAGAGGACCGCAGAUUUCUGCAUUCUGAGCAAUGUCGUGUGCCGCUGGACUUGUUCUGAGACCCUUUUCCUAAAGGAUGGCCAAGGGGCUCCUGAUGACCUAUGUCCUCUGGGCUAUCGGGGGCCCUGCUGGGCUCCACCACCUGUACCUGGGCAGGGACAGCCAUGCACUGCUCUGGAUGCUUACCCUGGGAGGGGGUGGGCUGGGCUGGCUCUGGGAGUUCUGGAAGCUCCCAAGCUUUGUAGCUCAGGCCAACAGAGCCCAAGGACAGAGGCAGAGUUCAGGAGGGGGGAUACCGCCACUGAGUCCAAUUCGCUUUGCUGCCCAGAUAAUAGUGGGCAUCUAUUUUGGCCUUGUGGCUCUCAUUAGCCUUUCCUUCAUGGCCAGCUUCUAUAUUGUGGGCCUCCCACUGGCAGUUGGCUUAGGAGUCUUGCUGGUGGCUGCUGUUGGCAACCAGACCUCAGACUUUAAGAACACUCUAGGGGUGGCAUUUCUUACUUCCCCUGUCUUCUAUGGCCGCCCCAUAGCUAUUCUGCCCAUCAGUUUGGCGGCCAGCAUUGCAGCCCAGAAGCAUCGCCGCUACAAAGCUUCAGUUGGGUCAGAGACACUCGGUGUGCGGCUCUACCGCCUGGGCUUAGCUUACCUUGCUUUCACGGGCCCGAUAGCAUACAGCGCCCUCUGCAACACAGCCGCCACCCUCAACUAUGUGGCUGAGAUCCUUGGCUCCUUCUUGAGUUGGUUCAACUUCUUCCCCCUCCUUGGCCACCUCAUGGAGUCUGUCCUCCUUCUGCCUUACCGUGUCUGGAAGCUGCUGGUGGUGGAUCUUGGCUUCAGCAGUGGCCAUUUCCAGGAAUGGGAGAAGCUCUAUGAGUUUGUUCACAGUUUUCAGGAUGAGAAGCGUCAGCUGGCUUACCAGGUUUUAGGUCUCUUAGAGGGGGCAACAAAUGAAGAAGUACAUCAGAGAUACCGGGAACUAGUGAAGAUCUGGCACCCUGACCACAACCGGCAGCAGACAGAAGAGGCUCAGAGGCACUUCCUGGAGAUCCAGGCUGCAUAUGAAGUCCUGAGUCAGCCCAGGAAGCCCAGGGGAUUCUAGAGAACUUUCUAGGAGCUGCACUUUCCCCAAGAAGGAACAAGCUGCUGAGGAGGAGGGGAUAUUCCCCUAUCACAGACUCUUCUGCCUGGAGUAUUGUGGAGAGUUCAUGGGUGGUUGGACUGGCUGACUUAUCAGGUCUUCCCCAAAUUUAGGAUCUGAUUCAGAGCUACAACACCUUGCUCUCUGGGAGCUUACAGUCUGGCGGGGGAUAAUCACACAGGUACACAGAUAUCAAAGUCCACUUCGUUCAGUGUUUUGAACUAAGUGUCAUAAGAGGUGUAAAUAGAGUGCAUUGGGAUAUUAGACAAGAGACAGAUGACACUGUUUUAAGAGAACUCACGGAAAAAUUCAUGAUCUUAUAUCUCAUAUGCCUUUAUGGGGACUUUGAAGAAACCCUACGGAACCAGCAGCUUGAGCAUCUCAAAGGAGCCUUACUUAAUUCCCAAGUUACUAACCAAGUGUGGAAGAAACAGUCCAGGAUGCAAAGGAAGACUGGAGACCAGGCACAGGAUGUUAAAAUGAUAUACUUUUACUCCAGCUGUCUUCUUCUUUUUUAUGUGUGUGUAUCUUUCACACUCUUUCUUUCUUUUUUCCUGGAAGUUAACUCUGAGCAG